Messenger RNA from Alligator mississippiensis (American alligator), 1619 nucleotides. It is a transcript of the gene DLX5, whose product is annotated as distal-less homeobox 5. Gene Ontology annotation, biological process: cell differentiation; regulation of transcription by RNA polymerase II; anatomical structure formation involved in morphogenesis. Gene Ontology annotation, molecular function: RNA polymerase II cis-regulatory region sequence-specific DNA binding; DNA-binding transcription factor activity, RNA polymerase II-specific. Lineage: Eukaryota; Metazoa; Chordata; Crocodylia; Alligatoridae. The coding region runs from base 302 to 1180 and encodes 292 amino acids. The transcript has 3 exons. The record is from RefSeq and is a predicted model, not a curated record.
ACCCAGGAGGGGUGGGGGGAAGGGGCCGGUCCGCGAUCAGAGCUUUGUCGUGCGGAACUGGCUGGGCGAGGUAGCGUGCGGCUGCUCCCGCCUGCUCUGGCCAAUGGCACCCGCGCCUCCCCGCUGUGCGUAAGAGCGCAAUUAAGGAUUUAACCAAGCCUGUGCUGCGCCGCAGCCAGCAGUCUGCCCGCGCCGCCGCCAGACGCGGAGACUCCACCGCCUCCCCCAGGCAUGUCUGCUCGGCGCUGAGCGCCGCCGCCCGCCCGCCCGCCCGGCCCGGCCCGGCCCGGCGCGGCCCGCAAUGACCGGCGUCUUCGACAGGCGGGCGCCCCCGGUCCGCGCCGCCGAGUUCGCGGCUCCCUUCCAGACGGCGCCCGCCAUGCACCACCCGUCGCAGGAGUCGCCCACGCUGCCCGAGUCCUCGGCCACGGACCCCGACUACUACAGCCCCGCGGGGGGAGCCGCGCACGGCUACUGCUCGCCCACCUCGGCUUCCUACGGCAAGGCGCUCAACCCCUACCAGUACCAGUACCACGGCAUGAGCGGCGCCGCCGGCUCCUACCCCGCCAAAGCCUACGCGGACUACGGCUACGCCAGCCCCUACCACCAGUACGGCGGCGCCUACAACCGGGUGCAGGGCUCGGCCAGCCAGCCAGAGAAGGAGGUGGCCGAGCCGGAGGUGAGGAUGGUGAACGGCAAACCAAAGAAAGUUCGCAAGCCCCGGACUAUUUAUUCCAGCUUCCAGCUGGCUGCCUUACAGCGGAGGUUUCAGAAAACGCAGUACCUCGCCCUGCCCGAGAGAGCCGAGCUGGCCGCCUCCUUGGGACUAACCCAGACGCAGGUGAAAAUCUGGUUUCAGAACAAGCGCUCCAAGAUCAAGAAGAUCAUGAAAAACGGCGAGAUGCCCCCGGAGCACAGCCCCAGCUCCAGCGACCCCAUGGCCUGCAACUCCCCGCAGUCCCCCGCCGUGUGGGAAUCUCAGGGCUCGUCCAGAUCGCUUAGCCACCACCCCCACGGCCAUGGCCACGGCCACCCGGCCGCCUCCAACCCCUCGCCCGCCGCCGGCUACCUGGACAACUCCGCGCCCUGGUACCCGGGCGCCAGCGCGCUCGGCUCCCACCUGCAGCCCCACGGCGCCCUGCAGCACCCGCUCGCCCUCGCCUCGGGGACGAUUUACUAGGGGCCGCUCGGGGGGGCCUCGCCCUUGCUUUUCCUUUGGGCCUUUGCCCCUCCUCGGACGCCGGGGUUUUGCCGUCGGAAGGGCUGGAAGCAGCGGCCGGGGGGGUUGGAGAGGGAGACCAGACAAAGGGGUCCAUGUGUAACGCUUGUGCAUGUAACUUAUUGCAUUUCAAAGGCAACCCCCCCUCCCUCUUUUAUACAGACGGACCUAGGGGAGUUUCUCUCCCCCUCCCCCCCCGCCCCUCUUUUAUUUUAUUUUAUUAUUAUUUUUAUUAUUUUUGUUGUUGCUCAGCUGUGGACACUAUCAAUGGUGCCUUGAAAUCUAUGACCUCAACUUUGCCAGAGACUUUUUUCCAACGUUAUUUUAACCCUGUAAAUACGUGUAGAUAGAGGAAUUAAACUGUAUAUUCUGAAGAAAUAAAAUUAUUUCCACCACCACA